This is a messenger RNA of Rhododendron vialii, 2431 nucleotides long. RefSeq names its product fatty acid amide hydrolase-like. The record is from RefSeq and is a predicted model, not a curated record. The transcript is spliced from 20 exons. Bases 304 to 2133 code for a protein of 609 amino acids. Gene Ontology annotation, molecular function: catalytic activity. NCBI's taxonomy places the organism in Eukaryota, Viridiplantae, Streptophyta, Magnoliopsida, Ericales, Ericaceae.
UCACCAGCCUCAUUUAUAUAAAACAGUUAGAGAUUUUUUAGCUUCUUUCAAUUACAGUAAUUUCUUCAACAUCUCCUCGCCCUCUCCGCCUCCCUCUUUUUCCUAACUCUCUCUCUCUCUCUCUCUCUCUCUCUCUCUCUCUACCAUUAUAUAUAUAGACAUAGACAUGCAUCAACCGACUGGUCCAUCGCCCGCAUGCCUUGUUUCACUCCCUCUCUGUAGACUCCCUCCCUACAUAUACACAUAUACACAUACAGUUGUGCACCCAUAUAUCGCUCUCUACUUGUCACCACUCAUAAACAAAUGGGGAUUUUCAAAGACAAGGGAGUGGUCUACAAGCCCGUAUCCUAUGUCGACCUCGGCCCUCACAGCCACGACGUCUAUAUCAGUCCCAAAGUUAAAGCUCCUCGUAUGGCUGGUUUUCUGGUUACAAUUUUUGCCUGGUUUUUGGAAUCACGCAUCUUUGGACCUAUUUUGUUGUACAUAUUGAAGAAGGACAACCUAAUCCACAGGCUUGUUUCAUUUGCAGAUUUGGAAGAGUCACCUGUAUUUGUUCCUUUACACCCUGACGAAGGCCUUGAAGAACAACAAAUAAAAUGCAUAGAGUCUGAUCUCUCUCCACCAGAACAAGUUCAAAAGGCGACGGAAUGCCUUCAGUUUUCAGAAUACAUGGUGAAAAAUCGAAAGUUCAGUUUCUAUCGGUGGACAAUAAUGGAUUACUCAAAAGCCUACACAUCAGGAAGGAUAACUCCUCGAUUGGUUGCUGAUCAAUUUGUAGCUGCUGUUCGUGAAUCAUCCAAACCUGAAUUUCAGAUGUCAUUUUUUAUUGAUUAUAAUAUUGAAGAUAUCUUAAAGCAAGCGACUGAAUCAACUCUUCGCUAUGAACAAGGACAAGCAUUAUCAGUUUUAGAUGGUGUUCCAAUUGCUAUCAAAGACGAAAUAGAUUGCUUGCCCUAUCCAACAACAGGAGGCACAAAGUGGUUGCACAAAGUAAGACAGUGUACGGAUGAUGCAUGCUGUGUUAAGCGCCUGAGAUUAUGUGGUGCCUUACUUGUUGGGAAGACCAAUAUGCAUGAGCUUGGGGCUGGAACCAGUGGUAUAAAUCCUCACUACGGGGCAACAAGAAAUCCAUAUGAUCGCACUAAGGUUGCUGGGGGUUCCUCUAGUGGAUCUGCUGCUGUGGUGUCUUCAGGAUUGUGCCCUGCUGCACUUGGUGUUGAUGGAGGAGGGUCUGUGCGAAUGCCUGCUGCUCUUUGUGGUGUUGUUGGUUUGAAGCCAACUUUUGGACGUGUACCACACUCUGGCGUUCUUCCUCUGAACUGGACAGUUGGUAUGGUCGGAAUACUAGCAGGCACAGUUGAAGAUGCUUUUAUAGUUUAUGCAGCUAUCAGUGACCAAAGCAGAACUCAUCAACCCACCACAGUAUCGCCAAAAUUACAUUUCCCGCUGUUGAAGUCACCAAACACUGUGUCAAACAUCAAACUGGCUAAAUCUGUAGAGUGGUUUAACGAUUGCACCGAAGACAUUAAAGUCUGUUGUUCCCGUGCUAUGGACCAACUUUAUAAGCAUUAUGGAUGGGAGAUUGUAGAGGUGACUGUACCGGAAAUAGAGGUGAUGCGCCUGGCACAUUAUUUAACAAUUGGAUCCGAGUGUAGCAAUGCAAUUGCUUGUCAUCUAGAAAAGCUGGAUAUGGCAGAAUUAGGAGGGGAUGCAAGAGUAGCACUUUCUGUUUAUGGGGCUUUCAACAGCAGGGAGUAUCUAAAUGCCCAAAAAAUUAGGAACCGCCAGAUGCAAUUUCAUAAGAACAUAUUUGCUAAAGCAGAUGUCAUUGUUACACCAACAACAGGCGUAACGGCUUACACACUGUAUGACGAUGCUCUGAAAACUGGUGAACUUGACUACAUAAAUGGAGCUGCACUCGUUCGAUAUCAGAUAUCAGGAAAUUUCCUGGGAUUGCCCGCGGUGACUGUACCAGUUGGAUAUGACAAACUUGGCUUGCCUAUUGGCCUUCAGUUUAUUGGGAGGCCAUGGUCGGAAGCUACGCUUAUCCACAUAGCCUUUGCAAUGCAGGCCCUGUGCAUCUCAGAUUACAAAAAACCACAGGUUUUCUAUGAUCUAUUCAAUCAGGAUUGAGUGCAUGAGAAUUGCGUGCAUUGAUACAAUGGCUUUCUCUCUCUGUGAAAAACAAAGAAGCAGUUUUAUGUUUAAGUUGCUGUUUUUCAACGGCAUUGUUCAGAGAAUUGACUCUAUACACACAUGUAUCCCUUGAGUACAGAAACAUCAGAUAUUACCAUGUUCCAACAAUCAAUUUGUGGAACUGGGUGGCAGCUUUAUUGUUAGCUAUUGGGUGACCAUUUAUCAUUCUCCUUUCCUAUAUUUGAUGCAAACAAUGACUGAAUAAGUUCCGUAGAAUGGAAAGGAAUUUCAGACA